This is a messenger RNA of Symsagittifera roscoffensis, 3015 nucleotides long. RefSeq names its product meckelin-like. The transcript is spliced from 19 exons. The coding region runs from base 108 to 2789 and encodes 893 amino acids. Gene Ontology annotation, cellular component: MKS complex; ciliary transition zone. Gene Ontology annotation, biological process: cilium assembly. The record is from RefSeq and is a predicted model, not a curated record. Lineage: Eukaryota; Metazoa; Xenacoelomorpha; Acoela; Convolutidae.
CUUGCUCAUGUGCGGUUGGCUUUAAAACAAUCGCAGAUGUUGGAUCUGGUCCCUAUUCGACUAGAGAUGGAGUUCAAGUGUUGGCGUGUCAGGCAUGCCCUGCUGGAAUGGCUGUUUCUCCCGAUGGAUGGGAUUGUGUAACUUGCGGAGAUGGAACAAGUCGCGAACCUACAACUGGUAAGUGUGUGCCAUGUGCCGAUGAGCGUGUAUUGAACUCCCGCGACGAAUUCGGAGGGCUGGUCGACCCUUCCUCGUGCCAAGAGUGCGCUGAUAAUUUUGGACCAACAGAAGAAGGAAAUGAGUGUGAGAGAUGCAGUGCUGAUGUUCUUUUUGUCAACGACAAUGUAGCUUCUCCUGGAUGCGACUGUACGACGGUAGCUGAUAUUGGAGUUUGUCUACCCACAAACCCAAUUGUGACUGUGAACCAACCAGACUACGUUAUCGACUACUCUGCCACUGAAUCUCAAGAGUCGAUUUAUUUGGAGCAGAAUUUGGAGGCUCGGUUCUACAAGUGCUCGGAAUACAUUGACAUUGAAUCGUGUCAAGCACUGGCAAACCUGUGUGCCAUGAGUUUAUACAAGACAAAAGAAAACAUUGAAGUGCCCUGUAGCAUGCUGCAAAUUCUUUUGGACCGACCAGUUUUGGUUGCAAAUGCUGCAUUGCCACCAGCUGUGCCUGAAAUCAGACUGUCUGUGGAAGAAAUUGAGGACACGGAGAACUUCCCUGAGGACUACACGAUGGACACGGGCAGAGAUGGGAAUGAUGAACUGACUUUGAAGUCGGAUUGGCUGAGACUGGUGGCUUACAAGUAUGACGUGGAUGGAAACUUCAUGGGCUUUGAAGAAGCUUGGAAAACUGGCGCUUUCCAGCUGUGCAAAGGAGACCAGUACUCUCUGCAGUUGGCAUUCCGCUUCGGAAAAGACAUUCGCAACAAGUGCAGUUUGAGAGUGAGACAGUUAGUGGAUGAGUAUGAGACAGUUUUCUAUGAUGUGUUUCUCAAGUUCACCACCACUAAUGAUGCCACAGACAAACUCUUCAACUUCCCCAUUCAGUUCGGAGAGCAGACCGAAUACUACCGCAGACUGUUCCUCGUUGACAACUUGUCUGGUCAAGGUGCAACUGGAGACAAUAUUGUGUUGGGCUCGUAUGUGUCUAAGAUUGAGAUCUACUACAGCACCAGUUUCAAGUCCACUAAUCCUAUCUCAAUGAAAGUGACGCAUUCGCCUCUUUUCCAGUCGGACUAUGACAAUGAUAAGACUGUAGAGACUGAGUUUUCGGUGGAGUAUGACCAGAAGUAUGGCGAUUUCAACCAAAACAUCGGAAUAGCGAUAGGUGUAAUCGGCGUGUUCGUCAUGGUCUACAGCGUCGUUAAAAUCAACGGAUGGAGAAAGCGAGCGGGAGCUACUACUCUUGAUUUAUUGGCGCUUCUGAAAUUCAUGUUCUCCUGGUUUGGAGCAACUGCCAACGCAUUUUUCCUCGUCCUGUUCUUCACUGGACUGUACAUGCUAAUCAGCUGGAGGAAUCAAGAUGUACUGUAUAUUCUUCUGCCCGCGGCCAAUGACAGAGGAGAUAUCAGACCCUUCAUUGGUUAUUUCUGGACCGGAUUCCUCGCUAAGUGUAUCGAAGUCCUACACUUAAUCUACUCACAGUGCAACGUGGACAUUUUCUUCAUCGACUGGGAGAGACCAAAAUCGACCAAGUCGCCCAGCGACACCAAGAAGGGAUCGGAGGCAUCUACAGUUAGCAUCUGGCGUACAUACUUCGUUGCCAACGAGUGGAAUGAAAUCCAGACUAUCCGGAAGACGAAUGUUUUGUUCCAAAUUGUGGCUGUUAUAUUUUUCUUGGAGGGUCUGAACUUCAAGGAGUUCGCGAGGGCAGAUCCGAGUAAUGACCUGUUUCCAGAUGAGAACUAUGUGAAUUCUCCCUACAACACCUGGUUGAGGUUUGCCGUGGGAGCAAGUGUUUAUGUAGCUAUCGGAAUUGCACAAUACCUAGUGGAGAUCCUGUUCUACUCUCGCUUCAUCGAGGACCCCUUCAACCAAUUCGUUGAUCUCUGCUCCAUCAGCAACAUCAGCUGCUUCAUCAUGAGUCAGAAACAGUACGGAUACUACAUCCACGGCAGAUCUGUCCACGGAUUUGCAGACGCAAAUCUAGCUCAGCUGUCUCUCCUCAUGCAGAAAGAACAGGAUGACCUGAGAGGCACACGAGGUCUUCUUCCCGACUCUUCUAUCCAGACAUUCGAGAUGAUAGUACCUCUGAAUCUGCGCACUGCAUACAGGAAACUUUACAAACCCCCCAUGCCAUCGAAUGCGGCCAAGGCAGCCACUACUGCAACCAGUGGGGAUCAAACGGGAGCUGGGGUGGACAGGAACUCGCUUAGUCAGCUGAACCCCCAACUGAGAAAGUGCAUUGAGGGAUACAACCAGCUCAAUGCUUUCUUGGCUGCAUUCAUCAACAGGGACAUUCCUGACUGUGAUUACGAGGUGAGGGAAAGGCCGUUUCUGGAGAAGCUGCUGGACAUGGAGUUUGUGGAGAAUUCCCCCACCAGGGGAAUAUUCUAUAGUGACGCGGGUCACGUGUUCGACAAGGUUCUUUUCUAUGGGAACGAGUUCUCCCUGUUCGUGUUUGACGUGUAUCUGUUCGUAGCACUGGACUACAUGAUCGGCAGCUACCUCCUCUCAGCCAUCGGAGUCUACAUCGUCCAGAAGAUCAUGGUGCCGAUUAGAGAAAUUUUGGGACAGCGAAAUCUGGCCAAGAAGACACUAGUAGAUGAGAGAUUCCUGAUUUAGAAGCUUGUAGAUGAAUAAUGGCUCUUGUACAAAAACCAAGAAGAUGAAAUCGGAAAUAAACUUCGUCAUGGCUCUUUGUAAAUAUCUUUUUAAUAACGCAAAAAAUUUGGAUUGUAAAUAUCAGAGUUGUUUUUUUUUGUAAUUUUACUGUGAAUAUCUGUACCAAGUCGUGAAAAUUGUAUAUAAAUUCAAUAUCAUUUCGUCGAAUUGAAUUCUUUUAAUUGAA